AUGUCCAGAACCCCCCGCAUCAAUCCAAACGUGAAGCGCGCAAAGACCGAAGAAUGGUUUCCCAAAUCCCCUGAUGGCGCAUACACCGGCGAGAAAGUGCCUUUCCAUCCUCGGCGUCGGAGUUCCCUGUCACCACCCGUCCUCGUCCUGUUAGUGUUGCUGGUGCUUGCGGUCGGAGCCUUGGUUUGGAAGCAUGAGCAGGCAGUGUCUAUCGCGGCAGAGAACUACCAGAAAUAUACGGGUCAAGAUCUGAAAGAUACAGACUUUUACAAGGUCAUAGAGAAGGCGCAGAAAAUGAAGUGGAAAAGAUCGGAGCUGUGA
Molecule: messenger RNA, 321 nt
Organism: Fonsecaea multimorphosa CBS 102226
Lineage: Eukaryota; Fungi; Ascomycota; Eurotiomycetes; Chaetothyriales; Herpotrichiellaceae
Exons: 1
Coding region: 1-321 (106 amino acids)
Source: RefSeq, a predicted model, not a curated record